CUAUCCAACUGGCCAAUACAAUAAACCUUUCUUCAACUUAGUUUAGUUCUUAAAAUCAGUAGAAAAUAAAUUUCGAAGUUUAGGACAAUGGCUGAAGAUAAUUCUUGGGUUUUUGAUUCGUUGGUAUGUUUCCUACAUGGCCCUAUUUGGAAUGCUCCUCUACAAACAUUCAUAGAGGAAAAAUCAUUAAUCUUUGAUCCAAAUAUCCAGCCGGAUGAAUCAAAUCCCGAAUACACAAAAAUCCACGAUGAAUACAAAAAUCUGGUUGAUUUUAUGUUGGGUAGUUUUAUGGAAGAAAUGCAAAUUACUCCUGAACAAUUUGAAAUUGCUUGUCUGGAAGGACGUAAUCAAAAAGGCGAAAGCUCAUUUAAUUUCCAUCAGGGACUUUUUCAGCAGAUUUGGGCAGCAAAUGAUAUUAAAAUGUUCAUCCGAAUGAUGACUCAACGCAAUGUAGAAAUUCAAUUGCAAGCUUUGGAUAUAAUUGAAAGAAGACAACAAUCAAUGUCCUCGGAAAAGGACGAUUCCCAAGAAGACCAAUUAAAAGAAGAAACCCUUGAGGGAUUUCCUGAAGCUGAGGAAUUAAUAGCAAAGUCAGUUGAAAAAGAUUUUGCUACACCAGAGGCAUCAGUUACCCCGGAUGAGCCCGAAGUUGCUGAUAAAUUUGAAAGACUCAAUAUAUUCUUUGAACAUCAAAAGAUUGACCCUGAAGACAUUCAAUCUCGACAAGAAUAUCUUCGUCAACAGAGAGACAAGAUAAUUGCGAUUAAGAAGAAAACUCGCACUAAGCAAUUAAAUGAUUCAACUGAAAAAAGCGAUCGGCCUUCAUCUGCACAAGUGGCACAAAAGAUCCUUGAUGGAAAUUCUGAGGAAGUCUUGGGUAGUGCUGGUAACUCAGAAAGGAAUACAGCAUCUAUGCAACUUCGUAAGACUUUAGCAAGACGUCUGCGUACUGAAGUUGUAGAACAACAAUCCUAGAAGGAUGCUUUCAAACAUGUAUUAAAGAGU
Episyrphus balteatus (marmalade hoverfly) is the source of this 1005-nucleotide messenger RNA. RefSeq names its product cilia- and flagella-associated protein 36. The transcript is spliced from 5 exons. Gene Ontology annotation, cellular component: axoneme; ciliary base. The record is from RefSeq and is a predicted model, not a curated record. Lineage: Eukaryota; Metazoa; Arthropoda; Insecta; Diptera; Syrphidae. Bases 88 to 975 code for a protein of 295 amino acids.